Molecule: messenger RNA, 720 nt
Organism: Alternaria arborescens
Lineage: Eukaryota; Fungi; Ascomycota; Dothideomycetes; Pleosporales; Pleosporaceae
Exons: 1
Coding region: 1-720 (239 amino acids)
Source: RefSeq, a predicted model, not a curated record
AUGAAGCUCUUCAUCGUCGCAUCCCUUGUCCUUAGCAUCGUGGCCGCCGCCAUCGUCCAGCCUGGACAGCCCCUCUCACCUGGAACCCACAUCAUCGCCAUCGAAGGCUAUGAUGGUACCUUCAACUCUGAGAUGCUACUCGUCUCAACCGAAGGCGAAUCCGUCCAACCAUCUUCAGCAUUCGGCACAGACAACGAUCCCAUCGCCAUCCUCGGCACACCCACAACACCCAAAGCUGCCAAAGUAACCCAGAUCAGCCGCCCCCACGACCCCGAACCCAUCAUCAUCCUCCCCUUCCACUUUCAAAUCAUCGAAAAUUGCAUGUCUGACAACUUCAUUACUGCCCGCGGUGUCUACGUCAACCGCGAUUUUGUCUGGGCGUACUUUUUAUCCUCUGGCGGCACUAGUGUCGUCGAGCACAAUGUCAAUGGGUAUCCGGACUUUCUCAUUGGGCCUUAUGAUUACGGGAGCAGUACGCUGCAUUUUUCGUAUGAUAACACGGCGUUCAAGUGUGACUGGAACGACCAGGAGACGUGGAAGGAGUGUGGGGAGUGUAGGUCUGGCAUGUGGAAUGCAGACCCUCUUGAUUGUAAUGGAGGAGGAAUUAAGACGAGGACGAAGCAUAUGGAUUGUUCGUUCAUAAUGGGGUGGAGGAGUCAGCUUAAGGGGACUCCAAUACCCAACUUACCCCCGAGCAAACCAGGUGACGACCCCGACUAA